AUGCGUCCCGGACAUGCUCCCGCUCCCUCUUACCGCUCGUUACGUUCGAAAGGCGCCAUCGCAGCCGUCCGCUCCCGCUCUACUUCAACCCUGACACGCGCACCACCAAGACGCAGAUUAUACGCCGCGUCCGCGGCGCACGUAUCCGCCCCCGGACACCCGUCCCGCCGCAACCGCUUGAUACGCGCCAUGCAACUUCAUACAGCCCAUGCGAUGCGGGCCGCGCACACGCGGCACCAUUCCCAAACGUUCGCACAGCACGUGCUCGCCCCCCUGCUGAGCGCGCGCCAUACUACAACGCCCUUGCGUCGAACGCCUCGUCUUUCAAAGGCCUGA
Chondrus crispus (carragheen) is the source of this 336-nucleotide messenger RNA. RefSeq lists its product as hypothetical. The transcript has a single exon. Lineage: Eukaryota; Rhodophyta; Florideophyceae; Gigartinales; Gigartinaceae. The record is from RefSeq and is a predicted model, not a curated record. The coding region runs from base 1 to 336 and encodes 111 amino acids.